AUGAAGUUGUUAUCUGUUAUCGCCGGUGCCGCUUUCUUCACCACCUCCUUCGGUGCACCUACUGCUGCAAACAAUGUCCUCAAAGGUCGUGCACCUCCGGCGCCUCCUGGUCCCCCUCCCCCACCGCCGCCACCUACUCCACCUCCACCCAGCGAGGCCGAUGUGAGCAGCCACCUAAAAAGCAUAGGAAAGGACACCUGUCUCUUCUACGCCAGGGUCGGCAGUGAGGAGGAUAUCAAAGCAGAACGCAACAAACGGGACUAUCUCCAAGGUUACCAGAUCAUCAAAGAACGGUGGACAGACCCGAGCUGGCCCGACCAGGCCAAAAAGAACAUGCCCCCCGGGAAACCCGGAAAGGGCAGGAAGUUUUUUGAAAUGGCGUCUAGGGUCCUCGCCAGGGGAUGUUCUGGGACAGUUUAUGUUCUGUUGCCUUCUGAUACGAGCGGCACAGAUUGGGUAACAGACACGGUUUGGCACCAACAGGAGUGGCCCAACCUGCCCCCGGUCGUUACCAAAGUCAUCCGUCUCAAGAUGGACGACGCAAGCCAUAUGGAAGUCAUCUGGGGCAGCUCUUCCAAGCGCAACGUGGCCCCCAUCCAGGCACGCGCCGCGAACGAUAAAUGCGCCAUCUCCCUCAAUCAGUGGGACAAUGACCAAACUGAUGGACCCGGGGACCGCUUCGACCUUGAGUUCGACGUGCGCAACAACAACGGCGUUGUCCUUGGGCAUCAAGCCCGCGUCUCCGUGGGCGACUGGAACCCGCUGCGCUUGCUCGGCAGCAGCCUAGUAACUAGAAUUAUCGUCAUUCCUAACGGCGACAGCGUCGGCUUCUGGUACUUUGGUCGCUACUGGAGUACCAACGACAGCCGCUGCAAGCUAGGCAACUGGGUCGAUGACGCAAACAAUGCCCGCCACCGCGAGAUCAACUGUGACUUUGACUGCUGA
Molecule: messenger RNA, 945 nt
Organism: Parastagonospora nodorum SN15
Lineage: Eukaryota; Fungi; Ascomycota; Dothideomycetes; Pleosporales; Phaeosphaeriaceae
Exons: 1
Coding region: 1-945 (314 amino acids)
Source: RefSeq, a predicted model, not a curated record